Molecule: messenger RNA, 1584 nt
Organism: Clonostachys rhizophaga
Lineage: Eukaryota; Fungi; Ascomycota; Sordariomycetes; Hypocreales; Bionectriaceae
Source: the annotation of a GenBank genome assembly
AUGACUGCCAAAACCGUCACUACAACCGUCGCUGUCUCUCGAAGCAGAGAGGAUGUUCCUCCCUCACAGUUCCAUGUCCCUGAGGCGACGUCAAGCAGUAGCAGCAGCAGCAGCAGCCAGGAGCAUCGCGCCAAGUUUUCCAAGUUCAAAAAAGUGCUGACCACAGCUCAGCUCUCCGUUGUCAACUUCACGACAAGCGCCUGCAAUGGCAUGGUCGUCGUCGCGCUCCCAGCCAUGACUGUGGACUUACACCUGCCAAAAUCUCUGGCAUUUUGGCCAGCAUCUACGCAGGGACUCGCUACAGCAUCGAGCCUUCUUCUGAUGGCAUCCGUUGCAGAUGCAAUUGGGCCGAAAUGGGUUGAUAUUUGUGGGUGUCUGCUCUGCGGAUUCACGAUGGUGGGGGCUGGACUCAUCCGAACGGGCGAGCAGCUGCUGGCCAUGCGAGCACUUUCGGGAGUUGGAUUAGCUAUGCAUCUGUGUUCAUCCGUAUCAAUCUUGACCAAAAUUUUAGAUCGAGGAAGACCGCGAAACCUAGCCUUUGCUAGUCUGGGUCUAAGCCAGGUCUUGGGAUUUUCCUUUGGUCUUGUAACGGGAGGUAUCUUUGUUGACUCCCUGGGAUGGAGGGCAGGAUGGUACAUUUAUGCAGGUGUUACCAUGCUAUUCACAUUCCCUAGUCUUUGGACUGUUCCUGGGAGUAAAGAGAAAGGAACUCCGCGGCAACGGAUCAAAAACCUGACAACGACUGUAGACUGGGUUGGUGCCAUACUUGGCUCUACAUUUAUGGCUUCGCUAUGCUAUUUCCUAGCGGUUUUGAGUACCGACGUCGAAAGAAUUCACAAUGCAGAUGCUAUUGUUUGCCUGUGUCUUGCAGCUGUUUCCUGCAUCUGCUUCAUCUUCUGGAUGCACAUCCAAGUCAAGGCCCAAAGACCUGCACUAAUUCCCAAUUCUUUAUGGAGAAACCAUGCCUUUUCGACCAUAUGCGCAACGGUAGCAUUAUCUUAUGCAAACAUGGGCUCGAUGGAGCUCUUUGCAAGUCUUUUCUUUCAAGAAGUCCAGCAACUCUCCGCUCUCGAAGCCUCAAUCCGCCUCCUCCCCAGCUUCAUCGUAGCCGCAUUCCUCAACGUCGGAGUAGGCAUGUUCGUCCACAAAGUCCCCGUCAUCUGGCUCGUCGUUGGCUCCUCCCUCCUCUGCGCUCUCGCGCCUCUCCUCAUGGCCGUCAUUCAACCAGAAUGGACCUACUGGGCCAACGCCUUUGUUGCGCAGCUGUUCCAGCCCAUCAGCGCUGAUAUUCUGUCCACGAUUGGGCUCAUUAUCAUCACGGACAGUUUUCCGGAUGAUACACAGGCGCUGGCGGGUGCUGUGUUUAACACGGCGGGGCAGUUUGGGACGGCGUUUGGGCUGGCGGUUUUGCAGGUGGUGUCGCAGCAGGUUUCGAUGAGGCAUGAUGAUUUGGGCAAAGUGAAUUCUAUUAUGGAAGGGUACAGGGCGAGCUUUUGGACAAUGGUUGGAUUUAUGGUGCUGUGUGCGGCGCUUGGUGGUGCUGGAAUGAGAAGAGUGGGAAAGGUUGGAUUGAAGCGGGAUUAG